Molecule: messenger RNA, 1203 nt
Organism: Drosophila erecta
Lineage: Eukaryota; Metazoa; Arthropoda; Insecta; Diptera; Drosophilidae
Gene: GlcAT-I
Product: galactosylgalactosylxylosylprotein 3-beta-glucuronosyltransferase I
Exons: 2
Coding region: 121-1041 (306 amino acids)
Biological process (GO): chondroitin sulfate proteoglycan biosynthetic process; carbohydrate metabolic process
Cellular component (GO): Golgi membrane
Molecular function (GO): galactosylgalactosylxylosylprotein 3-beta-glucuronosyltransferase activity
Source: RefSeq, a predicted model, not a curated record
CGAUAGUUGCACGGAACUGGAUAGUGGGACCGUUCGUUCCGUUGGCAUGCCGUUAUUUAGGCACACAGGCCGCCGAUUUGUUUGUUUUAACAAAAUUGUGUUUUUACCAACUGCCGCAGAAUGUCGGAGGUCCGCAUUCGGCCGCGCCAGGUCCUUAUCCUGAUCAUCGUCUUCCUCGUGGUUCUGAUGAUGGUACACCGCAACGGGAAGCGCACAUGCCAGGGCCCAGAGUACCUGCAGGCCAUGUUCAUUCAGGCGGACACGUUACCCACGAUUUACGCCGUAACGCCAACGUAUCCACGGCCCGCACAAAAGGCAGAGCUAACCAGACUAUCUCACCUCUUUAUGCUGCUGCCGCACCUGCACUGGAUCAUUGUGGAGGACAUGAACGCCACCACGCCGCUGGUCAGAAACCUGCUGAAAAGAGCCGGUUUAGAAAAGCGUUCAACGUUGCUAAACAUCAAGACGCCAACAGAGUUCAAGCUGAAGGGCAAGGACCCCAACUGGAUCAAGCCUCGUGGCGUGGAGCAGAGAAAUCUGGCUUUGGCCUGGUUGAGGAGCCAUGCCGAUGUCGACCGGCAUUCUAUAGUGUUCUUCAUGGACGACGACAACUCCUAUUCCACAGAACUGUUCGCCGAGAUGAGCAAAAUAGAGAGGGGUCGCGUGGGCGUCUGGCCGGUGGGUUUGGUCGGUAGUCUGAUGGUGGAGCGACCGCUGCUCACUGAGGAUGGCACCAAGGUGACCGGAUUCAAUGCCGCUUGGCGACCGGAAAGACCAUUCCCCAUCGACAUGGCCGCCUUCGCCAUCAGCAUGGAUCUCUUCAUCCGGAAUCCGCAGGCCACGUUCUCGUACGAGGUGCAGAGAGGAUAUCAGGAGAGCGAGAUCCUAAGGCAUCUAACCACCAGGGAUCAGCUGCAGCCACUGGCCAAUAGGUGCACGGAUGUGCUCGUCUGGCACACGCGCACUGAGAAGACCAAACUAGCCGCCGAGGAGGCGCUCUUGAAGAAGGGCCAGCGAUCCGAUGGCGGCAUGGAGGUCUAACGCACGGGAGCCAAUUGUAUAUAUAGCAAGCUACCUUCCUAGUGAAUUUACGUAAUGUGUUCCGUCUCCCUGAACUAUCACUGCUUCCUCAUAGUCUAGCCCCAAUUUAUUUAAUAUUUUGACUUCCUUUUAUUCUAUGUAAUUUGUAAAAAUAUGGUGUAG